UUCCUUCCCACAGUGUGCAAGUAUGUGGCGGUAGAGCUGAAAUCUGCUUUUGAGGAGACCAGCAAGACCAAGGAGGUGAUUGACACCAAGUAUGGCUUCCUGGACGGGAAGGGUUCUGCCGUCAAGUACACACAGGACAUCCGGUUAAUCGAGGUGACAGAGAACAUCUGCAAACGGCUGUUGGAUUACAACCUGCACAAGGAGAGGAGCGGCAGUAACAGAUUUGCAAAGGGCAUGUCAGAGACGUUUGAGACCCUGCACAACCUGGUGCACAAGGGCGUCAAGGUGGUGAUGGACAUCCCCUAUGAGCUGUGGAACGAGACCUCUGCUGAAGUGGCUGACCUCAAAAAGCAGUGCGAUGUGCUGGUGGAGGAGUACGAAGACGUGAUCGAGGACUGGUACAGGCACCAUCAGACAGAGGAUCUCUCCCAGUUUCUCUGCGCCGACCACGUGCUGAAAGGGAAGGACACAAGCUGCCUGGCAGAGAAGUGGACUGGCAAGAAGGGUGACUUGGCAAGCGUGGGGGAGAAGCAGAGCAAGAAAAAGAGCGGGAAGAAGAAGAAGAAGGGCCAGAAGGAUGAGAGCGAGGGAGCUACCAGCCUCCCAGCUGCAGGGGAAGCCCUGGAGG
Molecule: messenger RNA, 628 nt
Organism: Cariama cristata (Red-legged seriema)
Lineage: Eukaryota; Metazoa; Chordata; Aves; Cariamiformes; Cariamidae
Gene: CNPY3
Product: canopy FGF signaling regulator 3
Exons: 5
Cellular component (GO): endomembrane system
Molecular function (GO): signaling receptor binding
Source: RefSeq, a predicted model, not a curated record